Molecule: messenger RNA, 429 nt
Organism: Acaulospora colombiana
Lineage: Eukaryota; Fungi; Glomeromycota; Glomeromycetes; Diversisporales; Acaulosporaceae
Source: the annotation of a GenBank genome assembly
AUGCCUCACCUUCGUCGAGUUCGUCUAUUAUAUAAAACGUUGAAAAAUCGAUUUUCUACCGUUGAUGGUGCCGACCAACAAAAAGAUAAAGAAGUCAUCAUGUCUGAAGUUCAUAGCCAACGUGCUACUCGCGCUUUCAAUUCACAGCACAAUGCUAUAGGGUCUUGGUUCCUCGGUCCCCAGGCAGAAAACUUUCAUUAUCUGCAAAAACUUUUUAAUAAUGUGGCGGAACACCAAAUGCAAGCGAGGAAAAAGUACUUUUCAGACGACAUGGUAAGGAAUAUUGACAUGCGCACUGGGCAAAAGAAUUUUUUUCGCCCGGAUAAAGCACAUAAUUUUAUCGCGCUCGCAUUAAACAUGUUCACCCGAGUUUCAUCAGAUAUAACAUCUUUUCGACCAGUGAGUGUCAUUCCAUUAACACCAUUAUAG